CCAGGACCAAGACUCCCACCACCACUCUCUAGCCUUCUUCUUCUCUCUAUCUCUACCUCUAUAUGUCUAAAUCUAUAUCUACUCAUAUUUUACUUUCACCAAAUCAAGAAUUCAAAGAUAAACACAAAGGAAAUGUUUAACACCAUCAGAUCAGUUUCCUUCCAGAUCAAACAACCAGUCGGUAAAGUAUCUACGAUCAUCAGAAGUGUAAGAAGAUCCGGCAGUGGCCCUUCCAUUAACAACCAGACAAGUCCUAACAAAGCGGAGAAGAUUCAACACUCUCAGGAACCUACUCACGAAGGGGAUCAUGUGAUGUCGAAUUCAUUCGGAGAUGGAUACUCAACAAGGUCAGACGAGGAGGGUUUUGGAGGUACCUUUAGCGGAAACCAAUCUCUUUCGGGUAGAGAGCAGGAAAAAAUUGUUAGUGCGAAUGCUCCAGAAUAUGACAGGAGUCAAGGGAGCGACACAACAGAAAAGGAGGAUGGACGAAAUCAGCCAUAAUUCUUUACUUUUGGC
Lactuca saligna is the source of this 516-nucleotide messenger RNA. The record is from the annotation of a GenBank genome assembly. NCBI's taxonomy places the organism in Eukaryota, Viridiplantae, Streptophyta, Magnoliopsida, Asterales, Asteraceae.